Messenger RNA from Drosophila kikkawai, 592 nucleotides. Its product is annotated as general odorant-binding protein lush-like. Lineage: Eukaryota; Metazoa; Arthropoda; Insecta; Diptera; Drosophilidae. The record is from RefSeq and is a predicted model, not a curated record. Gene Ontology annotation, biological process: sensory perception of smell; olfactory behavior. Gene Ontology annotation, cellular component: extracellular region. Gene Ontology annotation, molecular function: odorant binding; dibutyl phthalate binding.
AGGCUUGUCGACGUAUUUCGUUUCCGUCAUUAUGAAGUAUAGGAUACGACAUUCGUCCGCCUUGUUGGUCAUUAUCCUGCUGGUGCUUGGUUUACUGCUACCCUUUCCCGGAAUGGCAAUGACCAUGGAUCAGUUCAUGAGCUCGCUGGAUAUGAUGCGCAAUGGAUGUGCGCCCAAAUUUAAAAUUAGUGUUGAAGAUCUCGAUCGCCUGCGCGUAGGUGAUUUGAAUUUUGAGCCUUCGCACGAUUUAAUGUGCUAUACAAAAUGUAUAUCCCUGAUGGUUGGCACGGUUAAUAAAAAAGGAGAGUUCAACGCCGCAAAGGCGCUGGCCCAGCUCCCCUAUUUGGUUCCGACGGAAAUGAUGGAUAUGUCCAAGAGGUCGGUGGUGGCCUGCAAGGAUGCGCAUAAAGCAUUCAAGGAGCCUUGCGAAAGGGUUUACCAAACAACCAAGUGCCUGGCUGAAAAUGGCGAAGGAUUAUUUAGAUGGCCUUAGGUUAACAGGAAUUGGUUGUUGCAUAAUAUGAUUCAAAAAAGCCAUCAUAGUGGCAUCUUCCAAUCAAUAAGAGCUAAUAAAUUAACUUCUUACAUCCUA